CUGGCCAAGCUGAUGGAGGCACGGGAGCCGCUACUGAAGCAUACAUUUGGCUUCACAGACGGCAAAAACUUCCGCGUGCAGCAACCAUCUAGCGCCGAUCAACAAAACGCAAUGUACAACGGAUGGCUGCACUCAGGCUUCGUGACCGGGACGAUCUGUUUCGCAGCCGACGGCUGCAUCAUCUGGUGCAAGCAUAAUUGCCCGGGGUCGUGGAACGACUCCGACACGUCGCUCGAGUUCCGCAUGGAGCUGACGGGCCCGAAAUUCUGCCCGGAUAAGCGCCUGAACGUCGUCUCCGACUCGGCCUUCCCGUGCUCCACGGCCAUGACCGGCCGAAUCCUCACGCCCCUCAAGGACGGCGACUUGGACAGGAUCUUGUCCUCGUUGCGCAGCUCGGCGCGCACGCUGCACAACGCGAUCGCCUCAGUGAGGCAGGCUGCAGAGUGGGGCAUGGGGAGCAUU
Phytophthora sojae is the source of this 462-nucleotide messenger RNA. RefSeq lists its product as hypothetical. NCBI's taxonomy places the organism in Eukaryota, Oomycota, Peronosporomycetes, Peronosporales, Peronosporaceae. The transcript has 2 exons. The record is from RefSeq and is a predicted model, not a curated record. The annotation marks the transcript as partial.